UCCAUGGGUCCAUGGGAUCAACAAUCUUCCAAUGGGCUUAUCUUUUUCAACUUCUUCUUUUACAAUUCACUGUUGGUACUGUGGCUGACACCAUUACAAGAACCUCAUCUGUUCAAUUUGUAUAUAAAGGCUAUCCAUUGAAUGCACUCAUCCAACUCUUCAAAUUUAGAGAGAUCCCCCAUCCUAACCCUCUGAAUCACCCACUUAGUCCUAUUCACCUUCCCACAGCACAACUUGAGGAAGUGAGACCAUUAAGCCCCAGGCCCCAACCCACCAACCUGAGCACUGAUGAAGCCCAAAAUGAUGUCUCCACUCUCUCUUGUUCAGUGGGUGCUCUUCCUCUUUCUCCACCAAAUGAUGAUGAUGAUGAUUUUGGCUACUGCAACAGAACUGAGGCAAGGUUAUUACACUGAGACAUGCCCAGGAGCAGAAUCAGUUGUGAGACAAGUGAUGAAAAAAGCCAUGAAAAGGGAUCCAAGAAGUGCUGCCUCUGUCAUGCGCUUGCAGUUCCAUGACUGCUUUGUUAAUGGCUGUGACGCUUCUUUGUUGCUUGAUGACACACCCACCAUGCUUGGCGAGAAACUCUCUCUGGCCAACAUCAACUCUCUCAGAUCAUAUGAAGUCAUCGACGAAGCCAAGGAAGAGUUAGAGAAGCUCUGUCCAGGCGUUGUUUCUUGCGCAGAUAUCAUAAUUAUGGCCUCCAGAGAUGCAGUUGUAUUGAGCAAAGGACCCAAUUGGGAAGUCAAGCUGGGAAGAGAAGACAGCUUAACGGCGAGCCAAGAAGACUCAAACAAUAUCAUGCCGAGCCCAAGAGCCACUGCAAUUGCCCUUAUUGAUCUCUUCAGAAAAUUCAAUCUCUCUGUAAAGGACCUUGUCGCCCUCUCUGGUUCUCAUUCAAUCGGCAACGCACGGUGCUUCUCAAUUGUAUUCCGCCUCUACAACCAGUCAGGAACAGGUAAGCCUGAUCCUGCGAUGGAACCCGAGUUCAGAAAAAAGCUUGACAAGCUCUGCCCUCUUGGUGGAGACGGUAACGUAACAGGGGACCUUGAUUCAACUCCACUUGUUUUCGAUAACCAGUACUUCAAGGACUUGGUUUCUGGGCGAGGAUUUCUCAAUUCUGAUCAAACUCUGUACUCCUCCAAUGAAAGAACUAGAGAAUACGUUCAAUACUUCAGCUGUCAUCAAGAGGAGUUCUUCAAAGCUUUUGUGGAGGGAAUGGUGAAGAUGGGUGAUCUGCAAUCUGGUCGACCUGGCGAAAUUCGGAGGAAUUGCAGAGUCAUUAACAGCCAAACUGUGAAAAUCUUGAAGUAAUGAGAUCAAUGAAGAGAAGAGUGAGAGAAAAGAUUUAACAUUAUCAGUGUAAUUGUGUGAUCAAUGAUACCACUAUAGUAUUUGAUAGAAUGUAAGAGAGAUAAGAUUAGAUGUUAGUGCUCAUAGAUAGAAACCCAUUAUAAAAAAGUGCUGUACAAAUGUGGAAUUCCAUUGUAGAGGUUCCCCACUGCUCCAUUACAUUAUUUGUUAUUUGAA
Macadamia integrifolia is the source of this 1527-nucleotide messenger RNA. Its product is annotated as peroxidase 17-like. Gene Ontology annotation, molecular function: peroxidase activity; heme binding. The record is from RefSeq and is a predicted model, not a curated record. NCBI's taxonomy places the organism in Eukaryota, Viridiplantae, Streptophyta, Magnoliopsida, Proteales, Proteaceae. The transcript has 3 exons. Gene Ontology annotation, biological process: hydrogen peroxide catabolic process; response to oxidative stress. Bases 289 to 1311 code for a protein of 340 amino acids.